This is a messenger RNA of Protopolystoma xenopodis, 444 nucleotides long. NCBI's taxonomy places the organism in Eukaryota, Metazoa, Platyhelminthes, Monogenea, Polystomatidea, Polystomatidae. The record is from the annotation of a GenBank genome assembly.
GCUCCCGACUCAAACUACGACAUCACCCUGGAAUGCAUCGUCAACGGAUACCCGGACCCAGAUUUGUACUGGUACACUGGAGUGUACCAUCCGGAGGAGAACAAUCAGUUUCUGGUGACAAAUGACAGAUACGAGUUGUGGAAAAUGAGGAGCUACGGUUCUGUUGGCAUGAACCUAACCGCCCGCUUUUCUGCUCUCUUUCAGGUGACGGACGUCAUCUCUAUCCUUACUAUCCGGAAUGUGCGCUACGGAGAUUACGGAAACUAUUCAUGUAGAGCUGAGAACAAUUACGGAAGCCAUUUUGUUGUCGUCAACCUGUUCUGUAAGCACCGCCACCUCCCUGCCUUGAACGCCUCUAUUAGGCCUUCUUUUCAUGCUGAGUUUCGAGGACUCUUUUGGCAUAGCGUCGUUUUGGAGACUUUCAUUUCGCAUGAAACUGCAUGA